AUGCAGGCAGUGCUGAGCCUCCUGCUGCCCUGCCUCCUGGCCCAGGUGUGGCUGGUACCUGGCUCCACCCCUGGUCCCCGCUCACCAGAGGCCCAGGCAGGACUGGAGACUCUGCCGACCCCCAGGGCCCAGGCCUGGAGCAGCGAAGGGGGACGGGUCCUGCAGGAGGACGAGGGCCCCCCCUGGCUGACGGCCAACUGGCAGAAGCUCUCUGGGGUGACCUCCAACUUGGGGUUCAGCCUGCUUCGUAAGAUCUCCAUGAGGCACGACGGCAACGUGGUCUUCUCCCCUCUCGCGGCCCGGGCCAUGGCGGCCUUGACCCUGGGGGCCAGGGGACAGAGCAGAGCCCAGCUGGAGACGGGGCUCCGCCUGCAGGCCCUGAAUCAGACCCUGCCCGUAGUGACCCAGACCCGGCCCCCGUGCCUGCCUGCCCUCUUCAGGCAGCUCCGAGAAAGCCUCUCCCACAACCCAGAGCUGGGCCUGACCCAGGGGACUUUUGCCUUCCUCCACGAGGACUUUGAUGUCAAAGAGACCUUCCUCAAUUUCUCCAAGACGUAUUUCCCUACGGAGCGUGUGACUAUAAAUUUUGGCAACGCCUCCCAGGCCAAAGGGCUCAUGAAUCAUCACAUUAACAAAGAGACUCAGGGGAAAAUUCCCAAAGUCUUUGAUGAGAUCAAUCCUGACACCAAAUUAAUUCUUGUGGAUUACAUCUUGCUCAAAGGGAAAUGGCUGACCCCUUUUGACCCUGUCCUCACCGAGACAGACACUUUCUACCUGGACAAGUACAAGGCGGUCAAGGUGCCCAUGAUGUACAGAGCAGGCAAGUUUGCCUCCACUUUUGACAAGAAUUUUCAUUGCCACGUCCUCAAACUGCCCUACCGAGGAAAUGCCACCAUGCUGGUGGUCCUCAUGGGAAGGAUGGGUGACCACCUGGCCCUUGAGGACUACCUGACCACAGAUUUGAUGGACACGUGGCUCAGGAACAUGAAAACCAGGAAAAUGGAAGUUUUCUUUCCAAAGUUCAAGUUAGACCAGAAGAAUAAGAUGCAUGAGCUGCUUAAACAGAUGGGAAUCAGAAGAAUCUUCUCACCCUGGGCCGACUUGAGUGAUCUCUCAGUUACUGAAAGAAAUCUUAAAGUAUCCAAGGUUUUACAAAGAGCGAUGAUUGCGGUGGAUGAAGAAGGAACAGAGGCGGUGGCGGGAACCCUGUCAGAAAUCACUGCUUAUUCCAUGCCUCCCAUCAUCAAAGUGGACCGGCCAUUUCACUUCAUCAUCUAUGAAGAAACCUCCAGAAUCCCGCUAUUUCUGGGCAGGGUGGUGAACCCGACUCUCCUGUGA
This is a messenger RNA of Kogia breviceps (pygmy sperm whale), 1338 nucleotides long. It is a transcript of the gene SERPINA10, whose product is annotated as serpin family A member 10. NCBI's taxonomy places the organism in Eukaryota, Metazoa, Chordata, Mammalia, Artiodactyla, Physeteridae. The record is from RefSeq and is a predicted model, not a curated record. Gene Ontology annotation, biological process: blood coagulation. Gene Ontology annotation, molecular function: serine-type endopeptidase inhibitor activity.